AUGGGGAGGGAUUUGGAAAAAGGUGAUGCUCAUCUGAAGCUAUUCUUUUCUACUACUAGCAAGCAGUCAUCCGUCCUGGCCACCGUCCAUCCAUGCACAUUCUUUCAUCCUCAGCUCCUGGACAUGUUGCUCCAUCUCUGUCCUCCGAUGGAUGUGUACGAUUACUACACGUCACGACUAUCAAUUGCUUGCAAUGAGAUUUUAUCACGAAUCCGAGAUCACAGCUAUGGGCUGGAUGCAUAUUUCCUGGAAUCGGUUAUCGAUCGAAUAUUCAAUGAUCCGCAGAUCGACCUUCUGUCGGUGCUCCCGCGACCAGUUUCGGAUGUGGGAGUGGAAUACGAUCAACUUGCAAGUGUGGCCCUGGAAUUGCAAGUCAUUAGGGCUGUGGUGCAACAGAAAUGGUCCACGACAAGCAUCACGAUAUUUUCUCAUGCAGCAGAUAUUCUUACUUGUACUUUCAUUCUCAGCACUUGUCUAAGGUAA
This is a messenger RNA of Gongylonema pulchrum, 483 nucleotides long. The record is from the annotation of a GenBank genome assembly. Lineage: Eukaryota; Metazoa; Nematoda; Chromadorea; Rhabditida; Gongylonematidae.